Messenger RNA from Lachancea sp. 'fantastica', 2829 nucleotides. The record is from the annotation of a GenBank genome assembly. Lineage: Eukaryota; Fungi; Ascomycota; Saccharomycetes; Saccharomycetales; Saccharomycetaceae.
AUGUUUAACCCUGGCUCGAAUAGUAGAGGACUGGCAUCAUGGUCGAAAACAGGCAUGCUAGCGUAUGUGGACAACGAGUCAGAUCAUUCCAAUCUGUGUAUAACGCUACUGGAAACCAUCAAUGGAACCAACUGGAGACUGCGACCGUGUAAAAAAUACACCAUCCAUCCCAAUAUGUUGGAUAUACCAAACACAGCCAAUAGCGCUGGUGUGAAUGGCGCUGGGAACAGUAAUGGUUCUCAGAAAACGUUCAACUAUUUGAGCUCAAUAUACUGGAGCAACACUCACAACCUUGGCGGGGACCAAUUAGCGCUCUUCGAUGACGUAGGGAAUCUUACCAUGGCAAAUGCCGGUCAGACACUGGAGGGUAUCUCGACGCUCGACAACCUAGUGGUGUUAUUCCAGGACAAUGGCUACAAAAUACACAGUCAAUUAGUCCCAUUGCAAGAGUGCUCAUCUGAUAAAAAGAUCACUCGCAGCUCGACGAAGAGGGAGACACACAGCUCAAUUGUGGAAUUUUAUUGGAUCGGUACGCAUACGCCCCUUUUCACGCUGUUGGGGGCCCGCAAAGACUCCGCAACGUCAUCCUACAAAAGCCAGGUUGAGCAAGUCCAGCCCUUGGGAAUUACCCACCCAACCUCCGUCAAAUGCGCCUGCCUGGGCUUGAGGAGGGGAGGUCAACUGGACUUCUGGUACCAGUUUUCCAACUCAAAAGACUAUAAAAAGAUCUCCUUACAUUUGAAUAGCAUCCAAGAUUCUCGAGCUAAGCAGGUAGAUUGGAUUCAGUGCAGCAAAUUUGCACAAAUGGAUGAAUCCCAAGCUAUGCUUAUAGGAACCUUUUCCAGGCUCACAGAGACGCUCGCUUUUUACAAGCUAACUGUUGAUUGGAACAAUUCUUCUCAAAACUCCGUGUCUGAUCCAAAGCUGCAAUUGCAGCACGUCUUGGAAUUCAGCCCAGAGUUUCUUAGCGAAGCAGGGGAGCCUAUUGAGCUCAAAGGCUUCCAAUUGUUGUCUGCACCUAAUGAUAAGGCCUCUGGCAUUGAAUUGCUACUCAAUUAUGAAGUGGUAGGGGCUUCGCGCUCUGUUGUCAAACGUUACAAAUUUGGGAAAUACACGCCCUCUUCUGUACUAUGUGCCGUGUUUGGCGUCUCAGACGAUGAAGAACAACCUUUACCAGUGUGUGAUUAUGCAUUUGAGCAACAAGAAAUCUAUGAAUUUGACUCGUCGAUAUACACAAUUGAGUUCAAUGCCACCGAGAGCGUUGUGAUAUUCAGACUCAAAAAUGGCCAUAGUACGAUAUAUGAUAGACGUACGUGGACGUCUGAACAGGACUUGGCAAAGGUACAAAAUCGCGAUGUUAUGUCUUCACCUUUCUCUACUGGACUACGGAUGCCCAUAACAUUUCCCACAUGUGGCUUUGAGUGGUCGCAAAUAUCUCCUUCCUUGGGGGGCGUUAUUUCGAAAGUCACCGGCCAGGACUCACUACACUUUGAUCCCAUCGAAGCGUCCAUUACAGACAAUGCGGAAAAUGACACAUCAGUGGCUCUGGCGUUUGCGUUUGCGUUUGUUUGCUCGGGCCACCGACAAUCAUCAGGAGAAGAUCUCUCAAUCGCUAUUAAAACACAUUUACUGAAGCUGGGUCAAGUGAGCGGGGACCGGGCAGAAAAGCUCCUCAAAAACUUGAUUAUCACCGUGUAUCAAUUGUUUGGACUUACUCCUGAUGCCUCAAAAGAGCUUAAGGACAAACUCACAAUGAGUCGGCCUGUGCAAAAAACCAUGCUUCUGCAAUCGGAACUAGCCUGCUCUUUCACCAACAAUAGCAUUUACAACAUGUCUCGGACUGCACUUUCAUUAAGAAAUAUUCUAUUUGCGUUCAAUGGAGUUUCCCGGAAUAUUCAGGUGUUGAUUCAUCACAGUGCCACGAUGAACUUCCAACAGCCCAAUGGAAAACUUUACCAGUUUGCGUUCUCGAAACAAGAUUUGAUAUAUUCAUUAAUUCCAAGCGCCAAGUGGUUUGUGAAAUUAGUGACAUAUUUGACUCAACAGAUGAUUGUUCUGGUCAACUCACCGAACGACAAGGAAAAUAGUCUGGUGCUCGGGAUUUUCGGCUCCAAAAUGACUCGACAGUUAUUACUUUCUGUGCUGGGUGAAAUCAAAAAAGUCAUUCACCUCAUUACCAAGUUUCCGGAGACCUCAUUCCCUGUACUGAACGAAUCGUCAAUAUACUUGCGUAAAGUCCUAGGCGACUCUCCGGUAAACUUCGAAAAGUUUGAGACUUUCUUGGCCGACGUUAACAACAAAUUCUCUUUGCUUGAAGAGAGCCGUUCGAAUACGAGUAUGGCGAGAGACACUUACCUCAUUAUAGAUGGUGAUAUCCCGCCUGAAGUUUCACAGCUGAAAGAUUUCCUGCUUUCCUAUUCGAAUACUGCCGUUCUCUCCCACAUAAAGCCUGCUGAGGUGUAUUUUUCUGAUACUCGCGGGCUCCGCAUUCUGUCCUCAGAAAUUUUCCAGCCCUGCUUUCACAAGCUUUUACAGCCUCUCGAAAAAGGCCUUGUGAUUCCCAGCGACGUGUUAUCCGAUGAUGUCCCGUCAGCUUCGCUGUGCGUCAUUGAAAUAGACGAUAUUUCCAGAGAACCGCUGAAUUCAGGAAAAUAUAAACUUAAACGAUGCUGCAGAUGUGGUGCUGUUACUCGCGCGGGUUAUCCUGUCACCUCUGAGAACACUAUAUUCUCCACGAGUGUCACCACGAAGCGUUGGACUAGUCUAUACACCAAAUCCUGUAUCUGCUCUGGGCUUCUCUAUGAGCUCGACAGAAGCUCUCGUGAAUGA